UAUAUAAACCAUUCUCAAUGCUAUUCUUUUUCAUCAAGAUUAAACCAUAUAUAGUUUCCUAUAUAUACCACUCUAAUUAACUCCUUUUCUCUUUAAGCAUAUAUAUAUAUUCUUAGUAUUCCAAUUAUGGCCACUGCUAAGGUUGUAUCAGCAACAACUGCACUCUCCGAAGACACGACCAAGUUAUCAUUGAAAUCUGAUGAGAAAACCACUGAAGAAAUUGUUGACACUAACAGUCCAAUUCCACCACUUGCAUCAGAAGCCAAAGAAGAAGAAUCUUCAGUUGAAGAAACCAAACCUUUGGUUGAAGCUGAGACUAAAGAGGUUGUAGAAGAAGAAGUUGUUGAGACUGUGAAAGACACAGAAGAGGAACCAAAGAAGGAAGAAGAAGAGACCAAGACAGAAGAACCUGUUGAGGAAACAAAAGAAGAAAAUGCUGAUUCUGUUGCUGAGGUUGUUCAGGAAACAAAAGAAAAUGGCGUGACAGAAAAUGUUGUUGUUAAGGAUGAGAAUGUGAUUGCUGAGUCUGAAACUAUAGACAAUAUUGUUAACGUAGAAGAAGCCAAAGAAGAGAAAAGUGAAGAGAAUGUUGAGAAAAAAGAAACCUCAGAAGAGAAAAAUGAAGAAAAAGUUGAGAAAGAAGAAGCAUCAGAUGAAAAGAAAGAAGAGGAAGUGAUCACUGAGAAGAAGAAGAAGAAGAAGACUGAAGAAGAGGCUCCAAUUGAGAAGAGUGGAUAAGGAAAGAAAAAAAAAAUGAAGUUUUUAUGAAACUAUGUUUAAUUAGAGAAUUAAGGGGUUAAUUACUUUAAUUACUUAAAGUUUAAGUUAAUAAGUUGAAUAUGUCUUGUUGUUGAAUGUCUUUUUCUUGUUACAUGGUAGUGGUGUAAUAAAAUAGCUAUAGUACUUACUUGCUUGUAGCUAAAUGCAUGGGUAGAAGACAUGGGUGAUGUGAUUACACACACACACAGACACACUUGAAUUUACCCUAUGCAACUUUUUUCAGUAAUGUGUUUUUCUAUGUGUGAUUUGCAUUAUGGCUUUGUUUGUUUGUUUGUUCAAAUAAUAAAUAUUUAGAUUAUUAUUAUUAGUAUA
This is a messenger RNA of Trifolium pratense (red clover), 1092 nucleotides long. Its product is annotated as translation initiation factor IF-2-like. Lineage: Eukaryota; Viridiplantae; Streptophyta; Magnoliopsida; Fabales; Fabaceae. The transcript has 2 exons. The coding region runs from base 127 to 738 and encodes 203 amino acids. The record is from RefSeq and is a predicted model, not a curated record.